UGGGAAUGUUAACAUCACCUAGACUAUCUACUGCUCUCCACCUGUUCAAUCAAAAAUCAAGCCUUAUCUUUCCACACAGCUCUUCCUCUUGCAAUUUCACCUCCCCCAUCAAACACUCUCAACUUCUCUUCCCGCUUAGACAUACUAAAGUAAAAGCACUUGCCACGGAUUCUGCAUCACCAAUAACAAAUAUGGUCAAAGCCAUUAGGGUUUAUGAACAUGGUGGGCCUGAGGUUCUGAAGUGGGAAGAUGUGGAAAUAAGGGAGCCUGGUGAAGGCGAGAUACGCGUGAAAAACAAAGCAAUUGGCCUUAAUUUCAUCGAUGUUUACUUCCGGAAAGGCAUUUAUAAGCCUGCUACAAUGCCCUUCACCCCAGGUAUGGAGGCUGUUGGAGAGGUAAUUGCUGUGGGCCCUGGACUUACUGACAGGGAAGUUGGAGAUAUUGUGGCUUAUGCUGGCAAUCCAAUGGGUUCAUAUUCUGAAGAGCAGAUCCUUCCUGCAAACAAAGUGGUUCCUGUUCCUUCUUCUAUCUCACCGGUUAUUGCUGCUUCUGUUAUACUUAAGGGUAUGACAGCUCAAUUUCUACUUCGUCGUUGCUUCAAGGUUGAGCGUGGACACACAAUUCUAGUUCAUGCUGCAGCUGGUGGGGUUGGAUCUCUGUUAUGCCAAUGGGCAAAUGCUCUGGGUGCAACUGUUAUUGGCACUGUCUCGACAAAAGAGAAGGCAACUCAAGCAAAGGAUGAUGGAUGUCACCAUGUUAUAAUCUACAAAGAGGAGGAUUUUGUUGCCCGUGUUAAUGAGAUAACAUCAGGCAAUGGGGUUGAUGUUGUCUAUGAUUCUGUAGGAAAAGACACCUUUCAGGGAUCACUGGCAUGCUUAAAGACCCGGGGUUACAUGGUUAAUUUUGGGCAGUCUUCUGGUAUGCCAGAUCCACUCCCCUUAUCAGCACUGGCACCAAAAUCUCUGUUCUUGACAAGGCCUUCUCUCAUGCAAUAUACGACAACUCGGGAUGAGCUGCUGGAAACUGCUGGGGAGGUAUUUGCCAAUGUUGCCUCUGGUGUCUUGUCAGUUCGUGUGAAUCAUACAUACCAGUUGGCACAAGCAGCGCAGGCACAUGAAGACCUGGAGAGCCGAAAAACAUCUGGAUCAGUUGUGCUGAUACCAUAAGGGGAAGCAGUUUGUUUCAUAUUCACAAUAUAGAUAGAGGUUGUUUAAUCAAGUGUCAUGUGUGGCUUGCUAUGUAUCCAGAGAUACAUGUCCAGUUACUAUCUAUGUUCUCAAGAGAAGUUGUGUUCGUGGUAUUUAUAAACAUGCCGGAGUCUGGAUAUUUGACUGGCUUUUGUGCUUGUAAUUAUUCUGUUUUUGGUACUUGUAUGGAGUAGGGGUGUAAAUGAACUGCCUGUGAGUUCUGGAUAUUUGACUGGCUUUUGGGCUUGUAAUUAUUCUGUUUUUGGUACUGGUAUGGAGUAGGGGUGUAAAUGAACUGCCUGUGAGCUGCUCAGUUUCUGAGUUGAGUUCAAGUUUGUGUUGGUUGGCUCGGUGAGCUUGUGAGUUCAUGGUUUGACUCAUGUAAAAUAUUAAUAAAUAUUUAAAAGUUUUAAAUUUA
Mangifera indica (mango) is the source of this 1605-nucleotide messenger RNA. RefSeq names its product quinone oxidoreductase-like. The transcript is spliced from 5 exons. Gene Ontology annotation, biological process: cellular response to oxidative stress. Bases 6 to 1166 code for a protein of 386 amino acids. The record is from RefSeq and is a predicted model, not a curated record. Gene Ontology annotation, cellular component: cytoplasm; cytosol. Gene Ontology annotation, molecular function: quinone reductase (NADPH) activity. Lineage: Eukaryota; Viridiplantae; Streptophyta; Magnoliopsida; Sapindales; Anacardiaceae.